AUCUGUGCAUCACUGCAUGGACUAGGCACCAAGCCAAAGGCUGAAUUCCUACGAGUCCAUGCAGCUCCCACACGUUUACAGCACUAGGACCCAGAGGGAGCUUAAUUUCUGUGAGUCAGUGCAGCUAGCUGAGCCUGAGAGCAGUGAAUGAGGCUGGAAAGGCAGAGGGAAUGUGAAUGGCUCUUCUGGCUUGGGAAAGUGUCCACGGACUGGGGUGCUACAGACUACAAAACAGCUUGGACAAUCCUCCGGAUUCCCUGUACCCCCGGCGUCCAGUGAUACUGCUCUGAGGGUCCAUAAUAAUGUGCUAAUAAAAGAUCAGAUUCUGCUUGACUUGUUACGUAUCAAAACUCCCAUUGAUUUCAGUGGAAAAAGAUUCAAGCACAAAGACAGAAAAAAAUCAAAUACAAGUGGAACGCAGAAUAAGCAACUCCCAGACUCAGCUACGCAGUCAAACUGGCCCGAUGGCAUGCUGCAGCCAACCCCAGCUCAGCGUCUGGAUGAAAUAAAGACCUUGCUGGGGGAGCAGUUUUUUGUGCAGUAUACUCAGAGGUGCAUAGCGUAAUGCCCAUGCUGUACUACACUCUGAUUAUAGCUUUUUUGAUCGGCACACAGGCAGCUCCAAAGUCAGAGGACAAUGCUCCACUGGAGUAUCCUGCAGAACACUCCCUGCUCAAUACCCACCGGAGUAACAGACACCACACUCCCAAGGCAGCUCCACUGACAACCCAUGGCCACUCUACUUGGGCAAUAGGUAGAAGAGAAGCUGUAAAUAUCACCAUGGACCCAAAAUUUUUUAAGAGGCGGCGUUUCCGGUCUCCUCGGGUGCUGUUCAGCACAGAGCCCCCCCCAGUGUCUGGGCAAGGACAGAAUAUGGCAUUUCUCAGCAAUGCAGAUUCUCUCAACAGGACUGCCAGGACCAAGAGGACCACGCAUCCUGUAUUACACCGGGGAGAAUUCUCAGUGUGUGACAGUGUCAGCAUGUGGGUUGGAGACAAAACCACAGCCACUGACAUUAAAGGCAAAGAGGUGACAGUGUUGGGAGAGGUCAACAUUAACAACAACAUUUUCAAGCAGUACUUUUUUGAGACCAAGUGCAGGGAUCCUAAGCCAGUCUCCAGUGGGUGCCGAGGGAUUGAUGCAAAGCACUGGAACUCUUACUGCACCACAACACACACCUUUGUCAAAGCGCUGACAAUGGAGGGCAAGCAAGCAGCCUGGCGAUUUAUUCGAAUUGACACAGCCUGUGUGUGUGUGCUCAGCAGGAAGUCAGGGAGACCCUGAGAUGGAUGUAAACCCCAUGACAACAUCUUCCUACCCCCCUACCUCAGUCUGUAAAUUAUUUUAAGUUAUAAAGGACUGCAUGGUAUAUUUAUAGUUUAUACAGUACAGAAAGAACCUCAUUAUUUAUUAAACUCUUUUGGAAACCUUU
Messenger RNA from Harpia harpyja (harpy eagle), 1432 nucleotides. It is a transcript of the gene NGF, whose product is annotated as nerve growth factor. NCBI's taxonomy places the organism in Eukaryota, Metazoa, Chordata, Aves, Accipitriformes, Accipitridae. Gene Ontology annotation, biological process: cell surface receptor protein tyrosine kinase signaling pathway; positive regulation of peptidyl-serine phosphorylation; regulation of neuron differentiation. The transcript has 4 exons. Gene Ontology annotation, molecular function: growth factor activity; nerve growth factor receptor binding. The record is from RefSeq and is a predicted model, not a curated record. Bases 565 to 1284 code for a protein of 239 amino acids.